AUGUCGUUACCGUUUUUGCCAGGAUUUAGCUUCAACACGUCGUUGGGCAAAACAAACUUUCACAAACCUCACUACUUAGACAAUUACUGUGGAAUGCCUCUGGAGGUUGGAAUGUGGAAACCUGGAAUAGGGGGCGACAAAAGACCAUGCUUCCAGUGGACCUCUCCACCCUACUCACACAUCCCUAAAAGUAGCAACUGCCUCGGAAAUUCCAGCCUUCCCAGAUGGAUUGCUUUCGACAAGCAGGUGUUAAGUUUCGAUGGGUAUUUCCAGGAAUCAGUGACUGAGCAUAAAGAAGGUCAGUUCAGAAUAAGGAAAGUGAAACUGUACUUUUUCUUGGAGGACGAUACACUGAUGGUUGUAGAACCAAGAAUCAGGAACACUGGGCUGUGUCAAGGCGUCAUAGUGAAGCGUCACAGAAUCCACAAACCAGAGCCAUGCAGCCACUUGUACUACACUGCGGAGGACUUCAACCUCGGAACGGAGAUUGACAUUUAUGGCCGGGUCUACAAAAUUUGCGACUGCGAUUCAUUCACAUCGUCUUUCUACAAAAAUAUCGGCAUCAUACUCAAAAGGCCCGUCCCUUUCACUAGCAUACCCUUCGAGAAAAAAAUUAUGCAAGAGAAGGACGGACGAAAGAAGCGACCGGAAAAUGUCGAGCUGAUGAGUUCCAUGCAGUUUUUCACGAGGGACCCCUUCGUCCUGAGGUUCUACUGCUACUGGGAUGACAGGGAGAACAUGUUUGGAGACGUGAGGCAGUUCGUCAUGAACUACUUCCUCUCCGACGACACCAUCGAGCUUAUUGAAGUUCUGCCACAGAACUCCGGCCGCGACAAGAUUCCAUGGUUUCUGAAGCGUUCUAAAGUCCCAAAGAAGCCCGAGACCAUGAGGAACGUGGGAGCGACGGCAAAGCACAGCGUGUUGAACGUGUUGGGAGAAUCCGGGUGGACCAGCAGGUAUCUCAUGGAUCCUUUAGAGGUGGGAAGAACUUACGACGAUUUUUAUUUGGAUUCUGACAUCCGGAUCGGAUCAUCGUUGAACGUCUACAACAGGAGGAUCAUCGUUCAUAGCAUGGAUAAUUUCACGAAGGAUUAUUACAGGAAGAAAUAUGGGAUAAGUACCGACAGUUUAAAAAAACACAUUGACCUCUACAAGCAGAAGUACUGCCAUCUACCGCCCUACAAUGGAUUCGGGUCGGAAGAAGAUUCUGCUGGCAACUGCCUUACCCUCCACCCCGAGACCCUCAGAAGCAAUGACGCCAUCCAAUUCUUUGUCCACGAUAGGAGGGCUCUUGACAGUAACCUACUCAGAUUUGAAGCUUGCCUCAUGUCAUCAUUCGCACCGGACACGCAGCGCAAGUUCAUCGUCCUCUACUUCCGUACCAACGACACUUUCAAGAUCUUUGAAGUCAAAGUUAAUAAUUCUGGUUACAUCGGAGGGACGUUUGCUUACCGGCAACGCAUACCCAAACCGAACCAGCCCAGGUUCAAAUGCGAGCUGUCGCGAUAUUACGGUAAAGAGGAUCUGUACAUCGGCAGCGUCAUCGUGUAUAGUGGUCACUCAUUUGUACUGACCAUGGCAGAUGAGUAUGCGCUCAGUUACAUGGAGAGGAAUUGUAAUGAGGUGUGUAUGUGUUUGUGUGUGUGUGUGUGUGCGUGGUGA
Molecule: messenger RNA, 1662 nt
Organism: Helobdella robusta
Lineage: Eukaryota; Metazoa; Annelida; Clitellata; Rhynchobdellida; Glossiphoniidae
Exons: 11
Coding region: 1-1662 (553 amino acids)
Biological process (GO): regulation of neuron projection development
Cellular component (GO): microtubule
Source: RefSeq, a predicted model, not a curated record